Aspergillus novofumigatus IBT 16806 is the source of this 1856-nucleotide messenger RNA. Its product is annotated as integrase zinc binding domain-containing protein. The transcript has 5 exons. Bases 303 to 1514 code for a protein of 403 amino acids. The record is from RefSeq and is a predicted model, not a curated record. NCBI's taxonomy places the organism in Eukaryota, Fungi, Ascomycota, Eurotiomycetes, Eurotiales, Aspergillaceae.
GUUCUUCUGCUCCAACUAAUUCUACCCCAAUCCCUCUUUGGUGCUUCCCCGUUCAUAAAUGCGAGCGAUUUGCCUGAAUAUCUACCCACUUCACGAACAGGUCUUCCAGAUAUCAACAGCUAGGGUGAGUCUCUCUAUGUCUAUGUUUUUCUCCUCAGUACAUCCUCCUGUGUAGUUAUUCCGUCAUGACAUGUCUUCAGUUAUCAGGAAGACCUGGCAUACGUCCAUAAUCACUACCCGUCUUCGCCUGCGAGCUACGCUUACACGGUGUUCAACCAGCGAAGGCGCAACAGUUCAUCGACAUGAGCGGCUUUAGUAGGCGUAUCACUGAGGGUCAUGACAACUAUUUAGUGAAUCAACAGAUUGCUCUACCCAUCUCUUAUAGUCAUGCGGAUAGCCAUGACUUCAGCAGCAAUGGCACGGCACCACAUCAUUUCUCUCAGCAAACGUUCGGUUCAUACGCACCUCAAAUUGGACCCGCCUACACUCAGGCCGGCUUACCUCCCGGCAUCAAUCUAUCAUCUACGCACUCCAUUCCGGUCUCCCCAGAAGAUGAAGUUGUGCAGUACCAACCCGCACGAUGUGCACGGCAAGCGCGAUAUUUGCGGUCGCCGAGGUGUCUACCUCUUCGUGAAGCAAUCAAUGAGAUAGGAAUAGAGAGCCAGGAAUCUCUCAAUGAGAACACUAUGCUGUCAGAGCCAGUUAUUCCUCCAUUGGAGGGUUUUCCUAGCGUGAGGGAAUUUGAUCAAUUGAUUAGAUGUUAUGUGGAUGAUCUAUCAGUCAAGAAACAAGACAAAGCAUUGAUUCAUGCCCGAAGAGCACGGAACAUCAGGACUGUCCUGAUCGACCCAAAAGAUACUGCCAUUGAAUCGGCCCAAUUCAGAUUCUGGGUGAAAAAGAUGUUCAAACUUCAAAUUGUUGGCAUUGAAUCCUCAAAUUGCGCAAAAAUUAUCUGUCACGAAGGAAAACCUGUAGCCAUUCGAGAAAAGCUCUUCAAAAUACUCACGAGGGCACAUCAGCAAUGUCAGCAUGGCGGUAGGGAUAAAACAUCAGCACAGGUUCGGCAGAUAUAUUCCUGGGUCCCGAAAGAGCUCAUUUCCCGAUUCGUCAAGAUAUGUCCUACAUGCCGAGUUCGUCGGGGUGGUGCACGAUUGACGCCCCCUAGUUCAAGCAGAAGUUCCCCUCGACUUGAGCCUCCGAGUCGUUCACACAGACUUCCCUCCCCCCCAUCUUCUAGGCGAGAGUCGAUUCUAUAUGGUCAACCCACCCUGGAAAGGGCGCAAGCAGACUAUUUGAGUCAAUCAAAUGGUCAGGCUGGCUGGUCAGUUAAUUAUCAUGACGCAGUUGGACGAUCUGGCCUCAUUGCAGGUUCUGUGAGAUCGCUGAGCGGAGCAUCGGUGGCCAACCUGCCAAGUCCUAUGUCCAUGACAUUAGAUGCCUUCCACGGCGGUGACUUGUCUCAGCUCAGUUAUGGCCCGGCAUAUGCGACUGCGAAUGAGCAGACGAAUCAUUGAGGCUUCUAGUCAUGCGGAUUUGAACCUUCAAAGCAUCGUAUCAUCCAGCAGUCUUCAACAUGGUUUGCGGAGCGGCUGAUUUCGCGCUAUGUGAGAUUCAGACCCUUCAGAAUAGUUCAAAUAUCUGAAGAUCUGCUCAUUUUUAUUCUCUUAAUGUGUCUACAUUGUACAAGGGUGUUCAGAUCCUCCAUGGCUGUCCAAGUACCAGUGAAAGAGGAUAAAUGCCCAAUACUGUUAAGUAGUGGUCUUGUUGCCCCAGAACCCAAAGACGUCUACCCCACGUGGGCCGGCUACUGAUGCACCAAGGAUAUUAAUAUAAAUGAAAUCAUGCUACUAACACGA